AUGGUCGUCUCCUCGCGGCGCUGAAGGCCAUUGAACAAUGGCCCUUCGCGCGCUUCUUGGCCUUCAUCUCCACCACCUCCUUCUUCGCCGGAACCCUAAAUUCCACAAAUUUCCAAAUUUAUUCAACCCUAAGUCCCUAAUCCCUCGUUCUCGAACCCUAAUUUCACGUUUCUCCUCCACAGUUUGUUCAGGAAAAAACUUAAUUUUGACGAAGGAUGAGAGGGCUGGAACUUCGGGGACGGUUGAAGGAUCGGGGACUAUCGCCGCGAUUGUGACAUCGUUGGGUGGUGGUCCGGCGGCGGUUGGGAUUGUUCGGUUGUCUGGGCCGAUGGCGGUGGAUGUUGCAAGCCGGGUUUUUAGGCCUGCGAAGAGGAAUGGUGAGGUUCCUUGGAGACCAAGGAGUCACUUUGUGGAGUAUGGCCUCGCGCUCGAUCUUGAAGGCAAUGUCAUUGAUGAGGUUUUAGCAGUACCCAUGUUAGCACCAAGGUCUUACACCAGAGAAGAUGUGGUUGAGCUUCAAUGUCAUGGGAGUGAUGUUUGUUUACGCCGAGUGUUAAGAGCUUGCUUAGAGGCUGGGGCAAGGCUUGCUGAACCUGGUGAAUUCACACUCCGUGCUUUUUUAAAUGGACGCUUAGACUUAUCUCAAGCUGAAAAUAUUGGAAGACUGAUUUCAGCCAAGUCUGUAGCUGCAGCGGAUUCUGCAUUGGCUGGGAUGCAGGGAGGCUUUUCUGCAUUAGUCAAAGGACUUAGAAAGCAGUGCAUUGAGUUGCUUGCGGAGAUUGAAGCUCGUUUAGAUUUUGAGGAUGAGUUACCAGCCCUGGACUCAAGCAUAUUGAUUGACAAAAUAAAUCUCAUGUGGUAUGAUGUCCAGCAGGCCCUGGAUACUGCUAACUAUGAUAAACUUCUACAAUCUGGUCUACAGAUUGCAAUUGUUGGCCGGCCAAAUGUUGGAAAGUCCAGCCUCCUCAAUGCAUGGAGUAAAAGUGAUAGAGCAAUCGUCACUGAAAUUGCUGGAACAACCAGAGAUGUGGUGGAAGCACAUGUGACUGUUCAAGGGAUUCCUGUCACUCUUCUUGAUACAGCUGGUAUCCGAGAAACUGAUGAUCUUGUAGAAAAAAUCGGUGUGCAGCGAUCGGAAGCUGCUGCAAUGGGUGCUGAUGUUAUCAUUAUGACAAUAAGUGCUUCUGAUGGGUGGACUGAGGAUGAUAAAAAACUUAUGGAACACCUUCAAAUGAAUCAGAUGUCCACAAGUUUUGCUACACCGAUCAUCCUUGUCAUCAACAAGAUAGAUUGUGCACCAUCCAUAACAGAGGAAUUGUUCGAGGUCGAUACUGGAAUCUUCAAAAAACAUGUCUGCACAUGUGCUGUAACCGGGCAAGGAAUCGUAGAAUUGGAGAAGGCUAUACUAGAGGUUAGGGGCUUGGAUUCUAUUCCUGCCGGGGGUCGCCGCUGGACUGUAAAUCAGAGACAAUGUGAACAGCUUCUUCGCACCCGGGAAGCUCUGUCAAGACUUAAGUCAUCCAUAUGCGAAGAACUGCCAUCGGAUUUUUGGACAAUAGACCUGAGGGAAGCAGUGCUGGCCCUCGGCGAGAUUAGUGGCGUCGACAUCUCUGAAGAAGUUUUGUCAAGCAUAUUUAGCAAGUUUUGUAUUGGUAAAUGAUUCAUCAAAUACAAUAUGAUCUUGUAAUUGAAUCUUUAGUGGUUAGAAUCCCUUUUUUAAGCUAUACUGAUUUACUAUGCUAUUGUUUGUUUUUCAUUAUAUAAUAUUUUUAUUUAUUAUUUUAA
This is a messenger RNA of Dioscorea cayenensis subsp. rotundata (Guinea yam), 1785 nucleotides long. RefSeq names its product tRNA modification GTPase MnmE. The record is from RefSeq and is a predicted model, not a curated record. Lineage: Eukaryota; Viridiplantae; Streptophyta; Magnoliopsida; Dioscoreales; Dioscoreaceae. Gene Ontology annotation, molecular function: GTP binding; protein binding; GTPase activity. The transcript is spliced from 10 exons. Gene Ontology annotation, biological process: tRNA methylation; tRNA wobble uridine modification. The coding region runs from base 38 to 1660 and encodes 540 amino acids. Gene Ontology annotation, cellular component: cytoplasm; cytosol.